UUAGACGAUCGCUCUAGGCUGUGGUUCUGAGUUUUGAGCUGAGUGGGUAUCUGAUUGAGUGAGUCGUGGAGCUUGUUGGUUGUGUGUGACUUCAAGGCGUGAUUUUUUGGGACCCGUGAUGUGGGGGAGCGUGUAGUCGAGCCGAACGAUUUGCUGUACUGCACGGGGAUGGAUUCUAUGGGGCGGGGUCUUGCUGGUUUUUUUUUUGUUCUUAGUUGUGCUCAUAGUAGAUUUGCUUUCGAUUCGGAUGUGGGAACUAUCGUGCAUAGGUUCCGGACAGCGUUUUCGUGCAGGCGUAUAGUGGUAUGAGACGAAGGGCUAAUACGGCGGCCCCCAGUCGGAACUUCCUUAUUGGCCCUGCUUUGGUGAAUGUUAUCUUGUGUAGAGCAUGAAUUACGUACCUCGAGUUAAGAUAGCGAGAGACCGAGUAGAGAAUGGGAGGAGGACCUCGGGAGGUGGAAAUUUGGUGAAAUAGUAUAUAGGACUGUAUAGCUAGCAUUAUUAUUUGCAGUGGUGUGGGAGACGAGGGGUUAUUUUCUUCUGGGAAAGAUUUUUGUGCUGUUUUGGUUCUGUUCACGGUCUGUACAUCUCACGAGGGAAGCAUUUACAUGUGAAAUCUGAUAACUACAUUUGGUGAACAACAUGUAUUUCUAUUUGUUAAUUCACCUUAACGCUUUUGGUGGAGAACUUGUGGAGUAGAUCUUACUGCGGCUGCUGGUGGAGUAGAAUACUUAGAAACAAGUUUCGUAAUAACUGAUGGUAUUGUAUAAACAGUAUCACUAUCAUACUAUACUCCACCGCAUAGGGAGGCAUACCCACCAACAUAAUCUUGGCUUUGCAGGCUGAAAUCAGUGUUAAAGCGACUAAAUAACUUCUGAUGGGAUAAGUUGCUCGCAGCUAGGUUGAGUGACAUAAGCUUUGGAUGCUGCUUAAUGUCGAGCAAGUUAUAGUUUGAAGUAGUGAUGAAUGGGCCAUUUGUAUUGUACAGACCGCUAAUAACAACACGGGAUGGAUUUUGUUGUAGACCUAUCUCGUGAUAGUUGACCUAAAGCCAUGAUAUACCGUGAAGACCUCUCUGAAUGACUGCAAGUAAAACUAAUGCUUUGAAAACUCUCGACUUUUGACAGUGGUGCAUCUAUUGUUUUGCUUUAUUCAAUCUUUCAAAUGACAUAUGUUAUGUGAUUUAAGUAUCAGUUCUUUGUCUUUGUCUCCCUUGUUUUCUUGUUCUGUAAUAUAACUUGUCAUGUUUCAUAUCUCGACAGUCUGAUUCUGCUUUGGGCUUCGGGGGAGGCAACAACUUUAGAAUUUUUGGGGUAAACUUCGAGUGAGAUCUAACAUGACGAAGGAUAGAAGAGAUAGGUCUGUAUCUUCUGAUAGGUUCAGAGCGUCUCCACUUCGGUGUAGCUCCAGUCGACCGAAGCGGCCCUUCCCAAAAAUCCCUUCUGAAACCGAGGAAAACAUUAAAGAAUGGGAAGACGCAAGGUGUCCUGUCUGCAUGGAACACCCUCAUAAUGCGGUUCUCCUCAUUUGUGCAUCUCAUGAUAAGGGUUGUCGUCCAUACAUGUGUGACACAAGUUAUAGACAUUCAAACUGUCUUGACCAGUUCCGCAAGUCAUUUGCAGCGACUUCAUCAGCAGUACCUCAGCAAGAGAUAAAUCUGUCUGUAGAUGCAAACUUAUCCCCCGUUGCAACAUCGGACUCAACUAUUGUCGAUGCUGAAGAAAUUAUAGAGAGGCCUGCAACUGUUUCCUUGGAGACCCAGGUCCAAUCAGAUGGACCUGGGACAUCUUCCGAGAAACCAGGGCUGUCAAAACUGGUUUGUCCGCUCUGCCGUGGGCAUAUAAAAGAAUGGAUCAUCGAGGAACCAGCACGUCGCUUUAUGAAUGCAAAAUGCAGAAGCUGUGCUUGCGAGACUUGUGACUUUACGGGCUCUUACAGAGAUCUCAGGAAGCAUGCUCGGCUUGAGCAUCCUCUUGUGCGACCAUCUGAGGCUGAUCCGGAAAGGCAACGUAAUUGGAGAAGGUUGGAGCGACAGAGGGAUAUUGGCGACUUGAUCAGCACUCUCCAAUCGUCUUUUAGUGAAGAUAGGAAUGACGAAGAUGCCAUCUUGCCCAUGGAGGACAGGGGGUGGCUGACUGUGUUUUUCCUUAUAAGGGUGUUCCAACCCAGUUCAAGGUCUAGGAGCAGCAGCUGGUCUGGCGCCUCAGGGACCAGGGCUCGCCUGACUUUCAGACGAAGAUCGACCAGAUUGUGGGGUGAGAGCUAUGAUGGGGACAUCUCUCUAUCUUCAUCAAUGGAUGAGGAUAAUGAUUCAUCAGAUGGUGGCUCAAUUACUCGGAGGAGGCGGGAGCGCUUGCGGCGGCGGUCAACACCUAAUAACGAGCCUUGAUUCUCAAGUUUCGGAUCGUAUGUUUUGAAGUUUGCUUUCGGAUCUGGCGAUUGUAGGUUGAAGAAGAGGACUACAAAGAAACUCUCUUUUGGCUGGGUCUCCGAUUUUCUUCGUUGACAGUGGAAUAGUAAGGUUGGCCUCAUUGAAAGGGGUGGACAUAUUGUGAGACAUCUUUGAUGUCCUUGUAAUAUAAAUACAUUCUCUGUUUGCUCUUUGAACACUUGAUGCUGCGAUUAUUUACUUGUUUCUUAAAACGGGGGUGCAAAAUAAUCUUGCUACCGAGCUUUUGGGGCUCUUGAAACUUCA
Messenger RNA from Syzygium oleosum, 2695 nucleotides. RefSeq lists its product as uncharacterized. Bases 1337 to 2389 code for a protein of 350 amino acids. NCBI's taxonomy places the organism in Eukaryota, Viridiplantae, Streptophyta, Magnoliopsida, Myrtales, Myrtaceae. The transcript is spliced from 2 exons. The record is from RefSeq and is a predicted model, not a curated record.